Rhipicephalus microplus (southern cattle tick) is the source of this 1690-nucleotide messenger RNA. Its product is annotated as kelch domain-containing protein 4. Gene Ontology annotation, molecular function: protein binding. The record is from RefSeq and is a predicted model, not a curated record. NCBI's taxonomy places the organism in Eukaryota, Metazoa, Arthropoda, Arachnida, Ixodida, Ixodidae.
CACGGAGGACCAACGCAAAGAAUACACGCUUGCCUGGAGGAGACGGAAGGAUCAGCGUGAUGCUGAGCGGGGUUGGCACUUAAUUGUACUUAAGAUCGCUACAAAAAUGGCGAAAAAGGAGAAAAAGAAGGGCCAAGGCGCGAAGAAGACUACUGCAAAGACAGAAAAAAAGGCAUUACAGAAACUGAAGAAGGAAUUGGCCGCAAAUGGCGAGGAUGACAUUGAAACGCUGAUCGCACAGUUUGUUGAGGAAGAUCGCAAGAAACUACAGAUUACCGAAGAGCUCGUAGGGCCUCCCUCUUGCAGGAGCGGGGCUACGUUGUGCGCCCAUCCAGAAAAAGACGAACUUUUGCUAUUUGGUGGCGAAUACUACAAUGGAAAAAAGACGAUCAUGUACAAUGAGCUUUUUGUCUACAACAUCAAAAAAAACAACUGGCUUCUUGUAAAAGGACCCAACUUUCCACCACCACGGUGUGCUCACCAGGCUGUCAUGGCGCCACAAGGAGGAGGCCAGAUGUGGAUAUUUGGGGGAGAAUAUGCGAGCCCAACCAAGUCCCAGUUUCAUCACUACAAGGACCUGUGGGUCUACUAUAUUGCCAGCCAGAGCUGGGAGCAGGUGCGGGCUCCAGGAGGACCCUCUGCUCGCAGUGGUCAUCGCAUGGUGCUAGUGAAUCGUCAGCUGCUACUCUUCGGGGGCUUUCACGAGAGCUUCAGGGACUAUCGUUACUUCAACGAUGUGUACCUCUUCCGAUUGGAUCUUCGAACAUGGACCAAACUGGAGUUCAGCAACUCCGGGCCUUCACCACGUUCUGGCUGCCAGUUGUUGCCAGUGGGUGAAGCAAAAGCCCUUGUUUAUGGUGGUUACUCACGUGAGAAGACCAAAUCGGAGUUUGAUCAGGGAAAAGCAUUUGGAGACAUGUACCUUCUUCAGUGUGACCCGGAAAACUCUGGCAAAUGUAAGUGGUCCAAGGUGAAGCAGGCAGGAUGCCAGCCGGGUCCUCGGAGCGGCAUGUCAGUAGCUGCACUACCACACAGCAACCGGGCCUACUUUUUUGGGGGUGUGCAAGACCAGGAGAUGGAAGAGACUUUGGUGGGCCACUUCUUUAAUGAUCUAUUUUGCCUUGACAUGGACAAGGGAUUCUGGCAGUCAGUCACUUUGAAGGGUGACAAGGGCAUUGUGCAGUUGGGUGAUAGCAGUGCUCAAGAGGAGGGACCGCAUGAAGGUUUGCACAAGCUCCACAUCGAAGAACCCGUUGUGACUUCAGAUGAUGGUGUCUUCACAGUUACAAUUGGUGCCUCAAAGCACAAAGCACCAGUUGAGCCUAUGCACCAUGAGCCAACCACUUCAAAGGAACGCAAGGAUACCUUUGCACCAGUCUCUCGUAUGGGAAGUUGCAUGGCCAUCAAGCACGGGGUCCUCUAUUUGUAUGGAGGAGUGUUUGAAGAUGAGGACCGGCAGUUUACACUUUCCGACAUGUAUGCGCUUGACCUGCGCAAGUUAGAUGAGUGGAAAGUGCUUGUACCACUGGCUCCAGAAGCUCAUGAAUGGCUUGGGUCUGAUGACUCAGAUUUGGAAUCUGAAGAGAGCGAUGUAGAAGAUGAGGAUGAUGAAGACAGCGAGAAAGGUGCUUGUGCUUCACGUAACUCAAAAAAAUAAAAUUUUUUGUAUUUUAUGUCAGCUGCACAUAAA